AUAACUACCGGAGCGUGCAGUGCCCACUGAAAUCCAAACUUACCCAGGACCUUUUGAAAAGUCUCUACCAGAUCAAUCCAACUAAACAUGCAGUCCUCCAGCAUCUUUGUCCUGGCCAUUUGCGCCUUCGCUCUGCUGUCCUCCAUUAAGGCUGCUCCUCUGGACGACUCCCAACAUGCCACCAUCCUGAGAUACGACAACGACAACAUUGGCACUGAUGGCUACAACUUCGGCUACGAGACUAGUGAUGGAGUCACCCGCCAGGAGCAGGCUGAGCUGAAGAACGCCGGCACCGACCAGGAGGCGCUCAGUGUGCGCGGCUCCUUCAGCUGGGUGGCUCCCGAUGGCCAGACCUACACCCUGCACUACAUUGCCGAUGAGAACGGUUUCCAGCCCCAGGGCGACCAUCUGCCCCACAAGAGCAUCAUUCGUCGCAAACUGUUCGAUAACCGCAGAUCCAAACACCAAACAACAAUCACCAUGAAAUUCCUGAUUGUCUUCGUCGCCCUCUUCGCCGUGGCUCUGGCUGCUCCUGCCGCUCAGGAAGCCGAAAUCUUGCGCUCCUCUUCCGACGUUGGACCCGAAUCAUUCAAAUACGAUUGGGAAACCACCGAUGGACAGGCCGCUUCAGCCGCCGGUCAGCUGAAGAACAUUGGAUCUGAGAACGAGGCUCUCUCUGUUCAGGGAUCCUACCGCUUCAUUGCUGAUGAUGGUGUGACCUACGAGGUUCAGUACAUCGCCGAUGAGAACGGAUUCCAGCCCCAGGGUGCUCAUCUGCCCGUUGCCCCCGAGGCCUAA
This is a messenger RNA of Drosophila mauritiana, 798 nucleotides long. RefSeq lists its product as uncharacterized. The record is from RefSeq and is a predicted model, not a curated record. The coding region runs from base 88 to 798 and encodes 236 amino acids. Gene Ontology annotation, cellular component: chitin-based extracellular matrix. The transcript has 4 exons. NCBI's taxonomy places the organism in Eukaryota, Metazoa, Arthropoda, Insecta, Diptera, Drosophilidae. Gene Ontology annotation, molecular function: structural constituent of chitin-based larval cuticle.